This is a messenger RNA of Schizosaccharomyces octosporus yFS286, 2742 nucleotides long. RefSeq lists its product as uncharacterized. Gene Ontology annotation, cellular component: mitochondrial inner membrane. The transcript is spliced from 6 exons. The record is from RefSeq and is a predicted model, not a curated record. Lineage: Eukaryota; Fungi; Ascomycota; Schizosaccharomycetes; Schizosaccharomycetales; Schizosaccharomycetaceae. The coding region runs from base 542 to 955 and encodes 137 amino acids. Gene Ontology annotation, biological process: pyruvate import into mitochondria.
GAAUGAAAUAAAAAUAAAACAGCAUAAUGGCCUAUAACAGAAGAAGUAUGCCAAAUUAAAAUAUUCUACUUUUAGUAACUUUUCGUUAUGUACUUGGAGAUAUUUUAGAGUUAAAAGAGUGUCGUCCUCCUCAGUCAAAGCUAUGCAAGCGAAAAAGCUGAACAAAGAAAGUGGACUAUGAAUACGCAAGCCUUAAUAAAAAAGGGAACAAUUAAAAGCAUUUGUAAAAGAGAUUAACAAUUUGCAUGCUCUUCCUUUCUGUUAACUUAUGUGCCCUAUUUCUCUCGAUCUUCAGUUACCAUGGAAUGCACUAUUCAAAAUACUUGGAGACAAAUCUUUUGUAUUGUAAUGUGAAUAUUGUAAAGAACUUUUUUUCUUUCCCUUUAUAUUGUUUAUUGCAUAUAAAAUUAUCACUUCUUUAGCAGACUUGGAAACUGUUGGUAGCAUUGCAUAGAUUUAUCUGUUCAAUCACACUUUUUGUAAUAGAGUACUUAUUACCCGGAAACCCAAAGGAAACCACCAACUACUAGUCACUUUGAAAAUGAAUGCCCCCGAAAAAUUGACUCAGAAAGCCUCACAAAAUGUGAUGAAGCGCUUUGGCGUAUGGCUUAAAAGUCCCGACUUUCGUAGAUACUUGAUGAGUACCCACUUUUGGGGACCUCUAUCAAACUUUGGUAUACCUAUUGCUGCCAUUUUGGAUUUGAAAAAGGACCCUCAAUUGAUUUCUGGACAGAUGACUUCUGCCCUUGUUGCCUAUUCCGCAGUAUUUAUGCGUUAUGCUUGGAUGGUUAGCCCUAGAAAUUAUCUUUUGUUGGGCUGUCACGCUUUUAACUGUACCGUACAAAGUGUCCAAGGUCUCCGAUUUGUUAACUUUUGGUAUGGAUAUGAUGACCAACGCUCUGCCUUUGAAAAUGUAAUGAAGGCUGCUAAGCAAGAAAAGCCUUCUAGAGAAUAAAAUAUACAAACCAACCAUCUUUUGCAUUUCUUUAUUUGAUGCACCUUUACUUAAUGGUAUUUACUACUUUCUAGGAUAAAUUUGUAUUGCUAGGAUUGAACCCGCUUAAUCUGGUACUACAAUUUUGCUACGUUAACAGAAAUGAGUCAUAGUGUAUAUUUUCUAUGAAAUCUGGAAUAAUUUCAGGAUACUCCCCUUCUUUUCUUUGUCGUGCUCUUCUAGAUUACGAAUUGACAGCUAUCUAAAACUGCAUAUUCAUUUUUAAUCUCAAAAAUCACAUUUUGGUUUCAAUCUCAAGCAUUCGUACAUUACUUCCAUCAAAUCUAAAAUAAAUAUAUAGAAUGGGUUCCGUUAUCAUCACUAAAUUGUAGUGAAAAUAUUUACAUUAUUAUACAGAUAAAUACCAUUAUCCGGUCGUCGGAUUAUUCCAAAAGGAAAAUUAUAAUACUGCUGAAUAUUAGAAAUUAGAUUAGUUGAUUAAUAGGAAUGAAUCUGAAAUGAGAGUUCCUUUAAAACAUGAGAAUAUAGUUCAUAAUAGCAAAGAGCUUAGCUCUCGUAGCAAAAAAAAAAAAGAGGCAAAAAGUAUCAAAGAAAGAAAAAGUUAAUCACAUAGAUAUGAGGUUAGGAAAUUUAAAUUAUCAUAAGAGAAAUGAAAGGAAUAUUAUACGCAGACGCCAAAACCUUGAAGUUCCACUUUUACUUUAUCAAAAAAGGCUUCGUUUUGGUAGUUUCCACAGGUCAUUUCUGGAUAUUUACGAAUGGCAGUUUGCAGGUCUGCCAACAGGAAUUCUAAACGGAGAAGCAAGAUAGAAGGAUCAUCAAUAGAUCCACUAUUCAGUGAUUUCCAUGUGUUCUCCAAACGAUCAAUAUCUUCUCCUUGCACAACUUGACCAACGGACUUUAGUUCUGAAUUUUUAAGUAAUUCUUUUAGAACGGAGAAGUUUUUUUCAAUGUCAGAGCUUGAGAAGCUUAGUGAAUCUUCAUCGUCGCUAUCCAUGGAAAACCAAUCAAUGCUAUUAUGGUCUUCACUCUUAUCGGUCAUUAAUUUUUGUUUGUACGUAUCCAAAUCCUUCUGAGCUGUGCAGGAUAUGGAAGAAGCACUAUCGGGAAAGCUGUACUUUGUACAAGUAGAAGACUCCGAAUACGAAGACUUGCUAUCAUCAUUGAUCACAGUCAUGGAUAACGGCGACUGCAUAGCGUCGGUAUAGAAAUCAUCAAUCGAAUCUUCCUCUUGCCUACCAUCUUUGUAAACGAUGUCAAUAGCACCAGGUGAGCUAUGCAUCAAACUUUUAGUAGUGACUACUCGAUGGAUAUGCUGCUUCUCACGGCAUGAGAUAUAAUGACCUGGGCAAUAUAGCAAUCGAAACAACUUGUGCAAAAUAGAAUCGCGUUUGCGGAGAUUAGAAAAGGGUGCUUUUGCUAAUAGAUUAUACAAUUGUGCACGAAGGCCUUCAAGUUUGGAAUACUUGUCCAUUUCAAAAGACUCAAGCUUUGUAUGUUCCGUGGAGACUGAAAAGCUUGUAGCUUGUGCAUGAUCACGCUUGGCUUGUAUGGUAGGGCGAUUGUAAGAAACUUUUGAGAUUUGAGUCAUACUUGUAAAACGAGCUGAAAUAGACAAACAGUUGAAAAUGAAUUGAACACCAAAAAAGAAGUGUGAGAAUAGGCAAAAAAUGAAUAUAUUUGAGCAGGACCAAGAAAUAUUGAUGCCAGAAUGAGAGAGAAUUCACGGAAUAUAUAGAAAACAUGGAUAAAUCUAGUCAUUGAAUGAUCAUAAACUGGGACCAAAA